GCGCGCCGUGCUUUCACUCAUGUCCUACCACCUCCCACCCCAGGAAAUGGGACAAGAAUGAAAGACUUCAGAAUGCAGAAAGGAUAUCUCCCCAGUGGCCGGGGCCAGCGAUUCCGAUGCAAGCCUCUUUUCCAUGUGGCGUUAGCCUUGUUUGUGAUUGUCGGGCUGCUCAAGACAUUCUCACAAUUCCAAGGGCCCCAUGAGACCCAAAUAUCCGAACCUCAACCUCAAGCCAUAAUUCGCAAGGUGACCAUGGUCUAUGGCAAUAAGACCUCGUACUACAGAGGCCUUAAAACGCACGAAGAGCAUGCUAAGAAGUUCGGGUACCCCAUGACUGUGCUGCGCAAACCCAUCCUUGGGGGUUACUGGAGCAAGCCUGCCAUUCUUUUAUCGACUUUGGUUGAGGAAUUGCAAAAGCCAGAAGCGGAACGGGUACAAUGGCUGUUUUGGGUCGAUGGUGACACGGCCGUUAUGAACCCUAAUAUUCCUCUCGAAAUCUUCCUCCCACCAGAACGGUAUACCGACACUCAUCUCCUCAUGGCGAAAGAUUGGAACGGCAUAAACAAUGGGGUUUUCUUCAUGCGCGUCAACCAAUGGGCCGUCGAGCUUCUCUCUGCCACACUCUCCUACCCAGUCGUACAUCCCGAAGUUGGCCUCUUCUGGGCAGACCAGUCCGCCAUGGAGAAUGUGAUCAACGAGAAUGAUUAUUUCUCUCGAUCCAUCGCCUUCUGCCCACUGCGAUGGUUUAAUGCCUACCCACGAAACGCCGAUGCGAUUGACCUCAACCCCGACCGACCAGUAGAAUUCCAAUUACACCAUGGGGAUUUCCUCGUCCAUUUUCCAGGAGCCCCUAAGGAUCGGUUCGACGAGAUUAUGGACCCCUACCUCACGAUAGCCGAAUCGCAUAGCCCCGACUGGGAGCUACCCCUCGAUAAGACGUCAUACUACAAGGAGAUAGCAGACUACUGGCAGGAUAAUUGAAAUCUGGAAAGGGCAGGCCCUUCCCCAAACACGUCAAAUCAAGUUACCCCCUGUAUAUAACGGUUGCAGUUUUUGAUUUCCCCGAUACGAUUGUUUCUCAGUGAGUGCAGGUACACUCAUUGACAGAAGAUUUGCUUUUGUCUGAGGCAACGAACGAUCAACGAUCUUUGUAUGAUUAUGCAUAGUCGUGACUGGUGGUGCAUCUUGUCUUUGCGCAUAGAUAUAAUCAAAGAAUACCAGAUACCCUGUGUUGCCAAUGAGCGCUGAU
Messenger RNA from Aspergillus welwitschiae, 1249 nucleotides. RefSeq names its product glycosyltransferase family 34 protein. The transcript is spliced from 4 exons. The coding region runs from base 58 to 981 and encodes 307 amino acids. Gene Ontology annotation, cellular component: Golgi membrane. Gene Ontology annotation, biological process: protein N-linked glycosylation. The record is from RefSeq and is a predicted model, not a curated record. NCBI's taxonomy places the organism in Eukaryota, Fungi, Ascomycota, Eurotiomycetes, Eurotiales, Aspergillaceae. Gene Ontology annotation, molecular function: glycosyltransferase activity.